Molecule: messenger RNA, 3137 nt
Organism: Callorhinchus milii (elephant shark)
Lineage: Eukaryota; Metazoa; Chordata; Chondrichthyes; Chimaeriformes; Callorhinchidae
Gene: vcp
Product: valosin containing protein
Exons: 17
Coding region: 289-2709 (806 amino acids)
Biological process (GO): autophagosome maturation; retrograde protein transport, ER to cytosol; mitotic spindle disassembly
Cellular component (GO): nucleus; cytosol; VCP-NPL4-UFD1 AAA ATPase complex
Molecular function (GO): ATP hydrolysis activity; polyubiquitin modification-dependent protein binding; ATP binding
Source: RefSeq, a predicted model, not a curated record
CUUGGCCGGUGACGCGGCUGUUGCUGGAGAAGGUUCUGGAUUGGGCAGCCUCGUUGUGAGCCUCGAGUGACGUCGGCCUCGCGCUGUGAGACGGGAUCCGCAGGAGGAGGAGGUUUUUACUACCGGUGUCGGAGCUCGAGGGUGGCAGCCAGUCAGCGAGCGGCGGCAGAGAGGGAGCGGCAGACAUUACACACCGAGCGACGGAGUGACUGGACGAGCAGCGGAGACGGUCGUCUCGUUUGAAGAGCGAAGGAGGAGAAACAAAGCGCGCAGACUCACUCACCAACAAUGGCUUCGGGCGGAGAAAGCAAAGCUGAUGACUUAUCAACUGCAAUUCUGAAGCAGAAGCAUAGGCCUAAUCGAUUAGUUGUUGAUGAAGCAAUCAAUGAAGACAACAGUGUGGUCUCACUGUCUCAGGCGAAGAUGGAUGAACUUCAGCUUUUCAGAGGGGACACCGUGUUGCUGAAAGGAAAAAAGAGGCGAGAAACUGUUUGCAUUGUUCUGUCAGAUGAUACAUGUUCUGAUGAGAAGGUUCGCAUGAAUAGAGUUGUGCGUAACAACUUGAGAGUCAGAUUGGGUGAUGUUGUCAGCAUUCAGCCAUGCCCAGAUGUAAAGUAUGGAAAAAGAAUCCAUGUGCUUCCUCUUGAUGAUACAGUGGAAGGCAUUACUGGAAACCUGUUUGAAGUCUAUCUCAAACCAUAUUUCCUGGAAGCUUAUAGACCAAUUAGGAAAGGUGAUAUUUUCUUGGUUCGUGGUGGAAUGCGUGCUGUGGAAUUCAAAGUGGUGGAAACUGAUCCAAGCCCAUACUGCAUUGUUGCCCCUGAUACUGUCAUUCAUUGUGAGGGUGAACCCAUCAAACGAGAGGAUGAGGAAGAAUCGUUGAAUGAAGUUGGGUAUGAUGAUAUUGGUGGUUGCAGAAAGCAACUGGCUCAGAUCAAAGAAAUGGUGGAGCUCCCUCUUCGUCAUCCUGCACUUUUCAAGGCUAUUGGUGUCAAGCCUCCACGUGGCAUUCUGCUGUAUGGCCCCCCUGGUACUGGAAAGACCCUGAUUGCUCGAGCUGUUGCAAAUGAAACUGGUGCAUUUUUCUUCCUUAUAAAUGGACCCGAGAUUAUGAGCAAACUUGCAGGAGAAUCUGAGAGCAAUCUGAGAAAGGCAUUCGAAGAAGCUGAGAAAAAUGCUCCAGCUAUCAUUUUUAUUGAUGAACUGGAUGCCAUUGCUCCAAAGAGGGAGAAGACUCAUGGUGAAGUGGAACGUCGUAUUGUGUCACAAUUGCUGACUCUGAUGGAUGGUUUGAAGCAGCGAGCUCACGUGAUUGUUAUGGCAGCUACAAACCGGCCAAAUAGUAUUGACCCAGCUCUUCGACGAUUUGGUCGGUUUGAUAGAGAGGUGGAUAUUGGGAUCCCUGAUGCCACUGGUAGAUUGGAAAUCCUACAGAUUCACACAAAGAACAUGAAGUUGGCAGAUGAUGUGGACCUUGAGCAGGUUGCUAAUGAAACUCAUGGGCAUGUGGGUGCUGAUUUGGCUGCCCUUUGCUCUGAAGCUGCUCUUCAGGCCAUCAGGAAAAAGAUGGAUGUUAUUGACCUUGAAGAUGAAACCAUUGAUGCUGAAGUUAUGAACUCACUUGCAGUUACUAUGGAUGACUUCAGGUGGGCAUUGAGCCAGAGCAAUCCUUCAGCCUUGCGUGAGACUGUUGUUGAGGUGCCUCAGGUGACGUGGGAAGACAUUGGUGGAUUAGAGGAUGUGAAAAGGGAACUUCAGGAGCUUGUCCAAUAUCCUGUGGAACAUCCAGAUAAAUUCCUUAAAUUUGGCAUGACUCCUUCGAAAGGGGUUCUGUUCUACGGACCACCUGGUUGUGGUAAAACAUUGCUGGCAAAAGCCAUUGCAAACGAAUGCCAGGCCAACUUCAUCUCAAUCAAAGGACCUGAGCUGCUUACCAUGUGGUUUGGAGAAUCUGAGGCAAAUGUCCGAGAGAUCUUUGACAAGGCCCGCCAAGCUGCACCUUGCGUGCUCUUCUUUGACGAGCUUGAUUCCAUUGCAAAGGCUCGAGGUGGAAACAUUGGUGAUGGUGGUGGAGCUGCUGACAGGGUGAUCAACCAGAUCCUGACUGAAAUGGAUGGCAUGUCUACCAAAAAGAAUGUUUUUAUCAUUGGUGCUACCAACCGUCCAGAUAUUAUUGACCCUGCAAUUUUGCGUCCUGGACGACUGGACCAACUGAUUUACAUACCACUGCCUGAUGAAAAAUCUCGUGGGGCUAUUCUGAAAGCCAACUUGAGGAAGUCUCCAAUUGCUAAGGAAGUUGAUAAGGAAUAUCUGGCUAAGACCACCAAUGGGUUUUCUGGAGCUGAUUUGACAGAGAUCUGUCAGCGAGCUUGCAAGCUUGCCAUCAGAGAAUCUAUUGAAAGUGAGAUAAGACGAGAACGGGAGAGGCAGGGCAAUCCUGCAGCUAUGGAGGUUGAGGAAGAUGAUCCAGUUCCUGAAAUUCGCAAAGAUCACUUUGAGGAAGCUAUGCGCUAUGCACGCCGGUCUGUCAGUGACAAUGAUAUCAGGAAGUAUGAAAUGUUUGCACAAACACUCCAGCAGAGUCGUGGAUUCGGCAGCUUCAGAUUCCCAUCUACUGGCCAAACUGGAGCAGGGCCAAGCCAGGGUACUGGGAGUGGAACUGGUGGAACCAUGUUCAGUGAAGACAAUGAUGAUGAUCUAUAUGGUUAACCUGCAUAGUGGACCAAAUCUGACCAGGCCAAGUUGUACAAUUUCCAUUUCUUGGACUGUUGCUUCUCUCUCUUUCUUUCCCCUCAGUCUAGUCAGAGAAGGGUGUGCAGCUUGUCAGUACUCUGGUACAGGGGUUUCUUCUAAUGAACCUAUUCUUGAUGUUGGAUGUGAAGUUAACUGUUAAAUCACUGCAAAGUAGUCCAUGACUACCUUCUGGGAAACUUCUGUUCUAAUUGAUGAGGCAGAUUCAGCAGCUUUUGCAGUGGAUAUAACUGUAGCCUGAAAAAAUACAAAAUGCUUAUGGAACUUCAUUUUUUUUAUUUCAGUAGGUGACAUAUGAUAAAUGUACACGUUUGAAUAAGACUUGAAAUGUUAAGAAUCUUAAUAUGAACUGAUAUAAUAAAUACUGAAUUGUUGCACCUCCAAAA